Molecule: messenger RNA, 3085 nt
Organism: Pecten maximus
Lineage: Eukaryota; Metazoa; Mollusca; Bivalvia; Pectinida; Pectinidae
Exons: 2
Coding region: 211-2796 (861 amino acids)
Source: RefSeq, a predicted model, not a curated record
AGUUGUGCAGUGUAAUGGCGUGCUAUCAGCCAUGAUAACAUGUACAAUGAAGCUGCUGCUGCUGCUGCUGCUGCAGGGUCCAGCUGUCAUGCAGACCACCCCGUACAAUUAGAGGACAAUCUACUUAAAAGAAGAAUCAACCGAUCAACGCCUGCUUGGAACUAAUUGAAUGGAUAGGGAGGGAGAAAUAUUUAUCAACUAAGCUUGAGAAUGAAUACAACCGCGGAUUCGAUAGGUGAACUACUCACACACGCCAUAGACUUUGCCAAUGUCAAGAGCUACUCUGUAGAUAGUAUUUACCGGCCAAUCGCAGAGGAGGCUGUUGCCUACGGUAACCGCCUGAACGUGGAUGUGGUGAAAUGUGGCAGCCAUGCUGAGCGGCUAUAUCUCCCGUAUUUCAGUAGACCGGAAGCUGAUUCGCAAUGGGCGACUGACGUUAGUACAGACAUUGACAUGAUGUUUGUAUUUGAUAACUAUAAUAUUGUUUCAGACGUCCAGAACUCAGUUCAAGAAACACAACCAGACAUGAAUCUCUAUCAAUUAGUAGAAGCCAGUCAUCCGGGGUAUUACUAUAUGCUACCCCCCACAGUUGUUUCACUCGCGGACACCGGGACCCUCAAAAUGUCUCUAAUACAGAAUACUGGAUUAUCAAGCGAAACAUUAAAGAUGCAACUGGAAAAGUCAAUAACGCAAAGCAAGAAAGGUCAAAUCAAUCUCAUAUUCAUGGAAACACCGACUUUCAACGGUCCCUCUGUUACAUUUCAGUCUCGUGCAAACAGUGGUGUUAUGGUUUCAAUUGACUGUGUCUUCGGUGUCAAAUGUUUCUCUUGGCCAAAGCGUUUGGACAACUUCUUCACACGGGUAAUGAAUCGCGAGUGGCCAGGCACCACCCUAGUUAGAGAUAUCCGGGAACAAGGAUGUCACCUGGUUGCAAUUGGGUCACAUAGUAGCUGUUUACGACCCUAUGAAUGGAGGUUAUCUUCAACAAAGGCUGAAAAAAUGUUAGCAUUGUCUUUAUCUGAAAACCAACGCCUUGCAUAUCAGAUCGCAAAGUCGCUGAUCAAAUCGAACGAGAAAACAAAAUGUAUUUCGUCGUACUAUGUUAAAACGACUUUUUUCUGGCUUUGUGAAGAACGUCAAAUUAGCACAUGGACGGAAUCAUCCAAUCUGGAGAAUAUCCGAAGCCUUUUGGAAAAAUUACUUCAAUUCCUGACCACCAAAACUGUUCCUAACUAUUUCAUUGCAGAAAACAAUCUUGUCGAUCACUUUGAAGACGAGACGUUUGCGCGGGCCAUCGAGGGCCUUGUUGAGUUGAGAAAUACCUUAAUACCAAGACUUGCCCAAUUUUUGCAACACGUGGCCGUUAUGCCUAUGGAGUUCCAGAAACCCCCAAUAGAAAUGAUAACAUCAGGCCGUUCGGACGAGUUAUUAGAAUACCUGUGUGUUAACUUUUGUUUUGCAAGCAUAGUUCACACAAUUUUAUCCCAGAUAGAAAACAAAACGCAUGUAAACUAUCUGUACUUGGCUGAAGAUAUACUCAGACAUUUGACUAGUUCAUCAAAAAUAGACCAGAUCGACCCAGCUGUGAAAUAUGAGACAACUGACCAUCCACUAGGUCAGGACCAGAGCAUGUUUAAGAAGGAGGGCUGGUCUCUUUCACGGGCAGGCCUUCAUUCCGCAUGCAGCCUGCUCGAAAACAUACUUCAGUACUUUCAGAGAAAGGACUCCCACAUGGAAAUGAUUUGGAGAAUUUGUACAGAACUGGCAAAUAUUGCAGCUUGUCUCAUGCACGGUUAUUGUCAACCAGACAAUGCAGGGACACCAGUCGUGAAUGACUGCAUGUAUUUGUUAGAUAGAAGUGCCUUUCUUCAUCACGAGUAUGCCCUCGCGUAUAUACAAGCGUAUUGGAAGCGAUAUCCUAAGUACCGUAUAGAGCCAACAAAAAAUCCAAACAAGCUAUCGUUUUACUUUCUGGAAAUGUGGAUAAUGAUACUUAUCAAAUAUCAACGUGAAAGUGACUAUCAGUUUGGGAUGAUAGGUCGUGGUAACAAGGACAACAUGCGACUUCCGAUCUGUGUUCGACGACUUGUCGAGUUCAUGAUUUUCUAUGACUGCGACAAAACAUGGGCUCUUCUACAGAUCGAUUCGUCCUUGUUUGGUGGAAAACCAAUCGCGAAUUCAUUGAGGACAAAACGUGUUCAACAUUCUUCUGCACUCCUCAAACUUGAAGGGGUUAUCAAUUUGACCAAACUGAAACUCCGCGCGAAAGCUUAUAAGACAGACACAGAGAAGUACCAGUUACAUUCGGAUCUAGGCAAACUAUAUCAUGUAAUAGGGAAACUGGAAAACUCGUCGGAAGAACAUGCCAAAAUACACAGACAGUCUCUAGAAUAUUUCAAAGAUGCCAUCAGUUCCUGUCAAUCGGAUGUAUCACUGAAAGUGGAUUAUGCAGCAUUUUUGUUUGAGGUCAACCAUUUCCAUGAAAGUCUUUAUCAUAUUCGGGAUUCCUUCCUAUCGACAGAAGGAGAGUCCUCCUUGAACAUUUACGAUACCAACACAUAUCUUUUCCUUCCUGAUCGGUUACAAGAAAUCGUCGGCAACGCAUUUCCGGUUGUAAUACCGUCACUUCUGCUAGCGUGCUAUUACGUUCUUAGAAUUUACAAAUCAGUCAAGAUAUCACGGGAUCAGUCAUUAUUCGAACGUAUACUGGAAUGUUUGAAGGAGGCCAUUUCCUCCAGUAACGACGAUACCCGGAGGUUAGGACUAUACAUAGUCUCUGACUUUCUUUCUCGAUGAACGCUACGUCUGACUAAACAGUUCUGUGUGCGAACUUUGUUACGAAUUAGACUUUCAGAAUGGCAUUGUUCUGUUUAAGUUCAACUAUAAUUUCAUAGAAAGAUGUGUAUACAGCGACACAUCAGAUCACCGAAAUGCUUUACCUAGCUUUGUUCUGUUAAUUGGACGUUUUAUAUUUUUUUGACUAUUGUUACGAAAGUGCUAUAAUCUGAAAAAUAAAAUAAAAUAAAAUAAAAUCAACUGAAAUUAAAGGUCAUCAUCGUCAAUGAAAUAAAAUAUAGAGAAAAUA